Messenger RNA from Heterocephalus glaber (naked mole-rat), 10829 nucleotides. NCBI's taxonomy places the organism in Eukaryota, Metazoa, Chordata, Mammalia, Rodentia, Bathyergidae. The record is from RefSeq and is a predicted model, not a curated record.
CCAUUUAGAGCAGUUUCCGGUUCCGGGAGGCCGGGGCUGCGGGGCGCCGGAGUGUCGAACUGGGGUUUCGUCUGCAGCAACUCUCUGCGCCCAUCCCCACCGCCUGCGUUUGGUUUCCGCUCCCGACUGGCAUCCUCUGCAGCCCUGCGCCGUCUGCGGCGGCCCUGGUCUCAUUCGGCCCUGCACGCGCGGUGCGAACGAAUGAAUGAGGAGUAACUGAUUUCCUGCCGCCUCCUCCCUAGGUGACGUCUAGGUUGCAAAGAGCUUGAAUGCACCGGGCGCGAUGAACCGGGCCAAGCCCACCACCGUGCGCAGGCCCAGCGCCGCGGCCAAGCCCUCAGGGCACCCUCCGCCCGGGGACUUCAUUGCUCUGGGCUCCAAGGGCCAGGCCAACGAAUCGAAAACAGCAUCCACCCUGCUGAAGCCAGCCCCAUCCGGCCUGCCUUCCGAGAGAAAGCGGGAUGGUGCCACUGCCCUGUCUGGUGCCUCCUCACUGACCGGCCUCACCAAACGCCCCAAACUCUCUUCCACGCCCCCACUGAGUGCCCUGGGGCGCCUGGCUGAGGCUGCGGUGGCAGAAAAACGAGCCAUUUCUCCCUCAAUCAAAGAGCCAUCUGUGGUGCCGAUUGAAGUUCUCCCCACAGUGCUGCUGGAUGAGAUCGAAGCGGCUGAGCUGGAGGGCAACGACGACAGGAUUGAGGGUGUGCUCUGUGGGGCAGUGAAGCAGCUAAAGGUGACUCGGGCCAAGCCUGACAGCACGCUCUACCUAAGCCUCAUGUACCUGGCCAAGAUCAAGCCCAACAUCUUUGCCACGGAAGGUGUCAUCGAGGCCCUGUGCAGCCUCCUCAGGCGGGACGCCUCAAUCAACUUCAAGGCCAAAGGGAACAGCCUGGUAUCUGUGCUGGCCUGUAACCUGCUCAUGGCUGCUUAUGAGGAGGAUGAGAACUGGCCUGAGAUCUUCGUGAAGGUGUACAUCGAAGACUCACUGGGGGAGCGGAUCUGGGUAGACAGCCCUCACUGCAGGACGUUUGUGGACAAUAUCCAGACGGCGUUUAAUACCAGGAUGCCCCCCAAGAGCAUGCUGCUGCAGGGGGAAGUGGGGCGCAGCGGGGGUGACCUCGGGGCUGGGAGCAGCCCCCACCCCUCUCUCACGGAAGAAGAGGACAGUCAAACAGAGCUGCUGAUUGCUGAGGAGAAGCUGAGCCCCGCACAGGAGGGUCAGCUCAUGCCCAGGCCUAGGUACGAUGACCUCGCAGAAAGCAUGGAGGAGUACGUGCUGGACAUGCUGCGGGACCAGCUCAACCGGCGGCAGCCCAUCGACAACGUCUCAAGGAACCUCCUUCGGUUGCUUACCUCUGCCUGUGGCUACCGGGAGGUGCGGCUGCUGGCUGUGCAGCGGCUGGAGAUGUGGCUGCAGAACCCGAAGCUGACCCGACCGGCCCAGGACCUGCUGAUGUCUGUGUGCAUGAACUGCAACACGCAUGGCCCAGAGGACAUGGAUGUCAUCUCCCACCUGAUCAAGAUCCGCCUCAAGCCCAAGGUGCUCCUGAACCAUUACAUGCUGUGCCUCAGAGAGCUGCUGAAUGCCCACAAAGACAACCUGGGCACUACCAUCAAGUUUGUGAUUUUCAAUGAGCUGUCCAACGCCCGGAACCCCAACAACAUGCAGAUCCUCUACACUGUGCUGCAGCACAGCUCUGAGCUGGCACCCAAGUUCCUGGCCAUGGUGUUCCAGGACCUGCUGACCAGCAAGGAUGACUACCUCCGGGCCUCACGGGCCCUACUUCGGGAGAUCAUCAAACAAACCAAACACGAGAUCAACUUCCAGGCCUUCUGCCUCGGGCUUAUGCAGGAGCGCAAGGAACCCCAGUACCUGGACAUGGAGUUCAAGGAGCGGUUUGUGGUCCACAUCACAGACGUGCUGGCCGUGUCCAUGAUGCUGGGCAUCACGGCGCAGGUGAAGGAGGCCGGCAUCGCCUGGGACAAAGGAGAGAAGAGGAACCUUGAGGUGCUACGCGCAUUCCAGAACCAGAUCGCCGCCAUCCAGCGCGAUGCUGUGUGGUGGCUUCACACCGUCGUUCCCUCCAUCAGCAAACUCACCCCCAAGGACUAUGUGCACUGCCUCCACAAGGUGCUCUUCACGGAGCAACCCGAGACCUACUACAAGUGGGACAACUGGCCACCCGAGAGUGACCGCAACUUCUUCCUGCGCCUCUGCUCGGAGGUACCCAUCCUGGAGGACACCCUGAUGCGGAUCCUGGUCAUCGGGCUGUCCCGAGAGCUGCCACUAGGCCCCGCAGAUGCCAUGGAACUUGCCGAUCACCUUGUGAAGCGAGCUGCAGCUGUUCAGGCGGAUGAUGUGGAAGUGCUGAAGGUGGAGAGAAUCCAGCUGAUCGACGCUGUUCUGAACCUGUGCACCUACCACCACCCAGAGAACAUCCAGCUACCGCCUGGGUACCAACCCCCAAAUCUAGCCAUCUCCACCCUCUACUGGAAGGCAUGGCCCCUGCUGCUGGUUGUUGCUGCGUUCAACCCCGAGAACAUCGGUCUGGCUGCCUGGGAGGAGUACCCCACACUGAAGAUGCUCAUGGAGAUGGUGAUGACCAAUAAUUACUCCUACCCGCCGUGCACCCUGACGGAUGAGGAGACCCGGACAGAGAUGAUUAACCGGGAACUGCAGAUCUCCCAGCGGGAGAAGCAGGAGAUCCUAGCAUUCGAGGGCCAUCUGGCUGCUGCGUCCACCAAGCAGACAAUCACUGAGAGCAGCAGCCUCCUCCUGUCACAGCUCACCAGCCUGGACCCCCAGGGGCCCCCCCGGAGGCCACCUCCUCACAUCCUGGAACAGGUAAAGGGCCUCAACCAGUCCCUGCGCCUUGGGCACCUCCUGUGUCGCAGCCGCAACCCUGACUUCCUCCUCAACAUCAUCCAGAGGCAGGCCUCCUCGCAGUCCAUGCCCUGGUUGGCCGACCUGGUACAGUCGAGUGAGGGCUCGCUGGACGUGCUGCCCGUGCAGUGCCUGUGUGAGUUCCUGCUGCACGAUGCGGCUGAUGACCCCACCUCAGGGGAGGAAGAGGACGAGGGCGAGAACCGGGAACAGAAGGCCAAGAAGCGGCAGAGGCAACAGAAGCAGCAGCAGCUGCUGGGCCGCCUGCAGGACCUGCUACUGGGCCCGAAGGCUGACGAGCAGACCACGUGCGAGGUGCUUGACUACUUCCUGCGGCGCCUUGGCUCCUCACAGGUGGCCUCCCGUGUGCUGGCCAUGAAGGGCUUGUCGCUGGUGCUCUCGGAGGGCGGCCUGCGGGACAGAGAGGAGAAGGAGCUGCCCAUGGAGGAGGACUCAGGGGAGGCAGGUGCACUGCAGGACUACCAGUGGCUGCUGCGGGACCUGCCAAGGCUGCCCCUGUUCGACAGUGUCCGGGCUGCCACUGCACUCGCACUGCAGCAGGCCAUCCACAUGGAGACUGACCCGCAGACCAUCAGUGCCUACCUGGUCUACCUGUCCCAGCACAUGCCGGUGGAGGAGCAGGGCCCACACAGUGACCUGGCCCUGGAUGUGGCCCGGCUAGUUGUGGAGCGCUCCACCAUCAUGGCGCAUCUGUUCUCCAAGCUUUCCUGCAGCGCCACCUCUGACACAGUUCUGAGUGCCCUGCUGUCUGUCUUCUCCCGCUACGUGCGGCGCAUGCGCAAGAGCAAAGAAGGCGAGGAGGUCUACAGUUGGUCGGAGUCCCAGGACCAAGUCUUCCUGCGCUGGGCCAGUGGGGAGACAGCUACCAUGCACAUCCUCGUGGUCCACGCCAUGGUCAUCCUGCUGACACUGGGCCCACCCCGAGCUGGUGAUAGUGAGUUCUAUGAGCUGUUGGACAUCUGGUUCCCGGAGAAGCAGCCGCUGCCCACUGCCUUCCUGGUGGACACAUCGGAGGAGGCACUGUUACUGCCUGACUGGCUGAAGCUGCGCAUGAUCCGCUCCGAGGUGCCCCGUCUGGUGGAUGCUGCCCUGCAGGACCUGGAGCCCCAGCAGCUGCUGCUCUUCGUCCAGUCCUUCGGCAUCCCCGUGUCGAGCAUGAGCAAACUCCUCCAGUACCUGGACCAGGCAGUGGCCCAUGACCCCCAGACCCUGGAGCAGAACAUCAUGGACAAGAAUUACAUGGCCCACCUGGUCGAGGUGCAGCACGAGAGAGGCGCAUCCGGAGGCCAGACCUUCCACUCCCUGCUCACAGCUUCCCUGCCCCCCCGGCGAGACAGUACAGAGGCACCGAAACCGAAGAGUAGCCCAGAGCACCCUGCAGGCCAAGGCAGGACUCGGGCAGGGACCCAGGUCCGAGUGCUGGGUCCCGAAGACGACUUGGCCAGCAUAUUACUGCAGAUCUUCCCGCUGAGCCCUGAUCCUCGCUGGCAGAGCUCCAGCCCCCGGCCCCUCGCCCUCGCACUGCAGCAGGCCCUGGGCCAGGAGCUGGCCCGAGUCCGCCAGGGCAACCCUGAGGUGGCAGGCAUCACAGUGCGCCUCCUGCAGGCUAUGGCCACCCUGCUGGGCUCCACACAUGGCGGGGCCCUGGCCAUGGCCAUGCACCGCAGCCACUUCCUCUCCUGCCCAUUGGUGCGCCAGCUCUGCCAGUACCAGCGCUGUGUGCCCCAGGAUACUGGCUUCUCCUCACUCUUCCUCAAAGUGCUGAUGCAGACCUUGCAGUGGCUGGACAGCCCUACCGUGCAGGAGGGGCCCCUGCAGGCCCAGCUCAAACUGUUCGCCACCCAGUACUCGGCAAGACACAGGAUCAGUGAUGUGCGCAGCGGGCUCCUGCACCUGGCAGAGGCCCUGGGCUUUCAUCAUGACCUGGAGGUCAUCAGCUCCACUGUGCGGGCCGUCAUCGCCACCCUGAAGUCUAGGGAGAGGCACAGCGUGGAGCCAGAGCUCAUCAGCAAAGUCCUCCGGGGCCUGAUUGAGGUGAGGUCCCCCCACCUGGAGGAGCUGCUAACAGCGCUCUUCUCGGCCACCGCGGAUGCCGCCUGCCCAAGCCUGGCCUCCAGGCCCAUUGUGGUGGUGAGCUCCCUGCUGCUGCAGGAGAAGGAGGAGCCCCCCGCCCCAGGGAGGCAGGAUGGUGACAGCGGCAGCAGCCUGGAGGCCAUGCGGCUGGGACCCUUGUCGGGGCUACUUGUGGACUGGCUGGAGAUGCUGGACCCCGAGGUGGUCAGCAGCUGCCCUGACCUGCAGCGGCGACUGCUCUUCUCUCGGAGGAAGGGCAAAGGCCACGCGGGUGCCCAGGUGCCAUCUUUCCGCCCCUAUCUGCUGGCCCUCCUCACGCACCAGUCCAGCUGGGCCACACUGCAUCAGUGCAUCCGCGUCCUGCUGGGCCAGAGCCGGGAACAGAGGUUUGACCCCUCUGCCUCCCUGGACUUCCUCUGGGCCUGCAUUCAUGUUCCAAGGAUCUGGCAGGGAAGGGACCAGCGCACCCCACAGAAGCGGCGGGAAGAACUGGUGCUCCGUGUCCAGGCUUCAGAGCUCAUCAGCCUGGUGGAGCUGAUCCUGGCCGAGGCAGAGACCAGGAGCCAGGAUGGGGACACAGCUGCCUGCACCCUCAUUCAGGCCCGGCUGCCCUUGCUGCUUAGCUGCUGCCGUGGCAAUGACAAAAAUGUCAGAAAAGUGACGGAGUACCUGACCGGCUGCAUCCAGCAGUGGGGGGACAGUGUGCUGGCCAGGCGGUGCCGGGACCUGCUUCUGCAGCUCUACCUGCAGCGGCCAGAGCUCCGGGUGUCAGUGCCUGAGGUCCUGCCGCUUAGUGAAGGGGCCACCGGCAGCAGCGUCUGCAAGCUGGACGGGCUCAUUCACCGCUUCAUCACUCUCCUCGCCGACACCAGUGACUCCCGGUCCUCUGAGAGCCGAGUGGCAGAUGCCAACAUGGCCUGCCGGAAGCUGGCUGUGGCCCACCCAAUCCUGCUGCUUAGGCACUUGCCCAUGAUGGCGGCACUGCUGCAUGGCCGCACACACCUCAACUUCCAGGAGUUCCGGCAGCAAGGCCACCUGACCUUCUUCCUGCAUGUGCUGGGGCUGCUGGGCCUGCUGCAGCCGCACAUCUUCCAGAGUGCACACCAGGGGGCGCUGUGGGACUGCCUGCGCUCCUUCGUACGCCUGCUCCUGAACUACCGGAAGUCCUCCCGCCACCUGGCUCCCUUCAUCAGCAAGUUCGUGCAGUUCAUCCACAAGUACCUCACCUGCAGCGGCCCGACAGCCGUCUCCUUCCUGCAGAAGCACGCAGAUCCCUUGCACGACCUUUCCUCCGACAACAGUGACCUGGUGAUGCUGAAGUCCCUCCUGGCGGGGCUCAGCCUUCCCAGCCGGGACGGCAGAGCUGGCGGCAGCCUGGACGAGGAGGGUGAGGAUGAGCAUUCAGCCAGCUCCCUGCCACUGGUUAGCGUCUCCCUGUCCACCCCCCUGACCGCGGCUGACAUGGCCCCGCACAUGAAGAGGCUAUCCCGGGGCCAGACCGUUGAGGACCUGCUAGAGGCCCUGAGUGACAUAGAUGAGAUGUCCCGGCGGAGACCUGAGAUCCUGGGCUUCUUCUCCACCAACCUACAGCGGCUGAUGAGCUCGGCCGAAGAGUCCUGCCGCAACCUGGCCUUCAGCCUGGCGCUGCGCUCCAUCCAGAACAGCCCCAGCAUUGCGGCUGACUUCCUGCCCACCUUCAUGUACUGCCUGGGCAGCCGUGACUUCGAGGUGGUGCAGACGGCCCUCAGGAACCUGCCCGAGUACACGCUGCUCUGCCAAGGUGAGCCUUCCCCAUGCCCGCUGGGAAACCCUGUCCCUCCCCUCCCCUUGCUGCCUGACCAUGUCGCCCACAGAGCACGCGGCCGUGUUGCUGCACCGAGCCUUCCUGGUGGGCAUGUACGGCCAGGUGGACACCAGCACCCAGAUCUCCGAGGCCCUGAAGAUCCUGCACAUGGAGGCUGUGAUGUGACCUGCGAUGGCCGACUGCCCUUGGCCUCCAUGCCAUGGAUUGAAGCCGCCUGUGCUCUCCAUCCUCAUGUCAGUACAGAGGGACAACCCCACCCUGAGGCUCCAGUGGCACUGAUGACAGCUCUUCAGGCAGGAUCCACACUGGCUGCCCUGGUCUUGCUCAGCUAUGCCUUCAGAGGCCACCAGGGGGCACUGUGGCUGAGAUAACCAGCCCAGCCCUUUCCCAAGCCCCAGUGGCCUUGUGCCUGGGUGCUGGAGAUGCCACGGUCUCUGAGAUGAUCUCAGGCAGGCAGCAGCAGGGCCCUGCAGCCCUAGGACCGCAGGCCUGCCUUGGCCAGCCUGCCCACGUCCACGCCCAUCCUGAUACGGCCUGAGAAUUUGGGUGUCUUCACUAUGCCGGCUCCUGGGGCCUGGGGGUUGCUCUGGAAGUGACUUGGAGGCCCAAGUUGGCCAGGGAGUGAGGGGCAGAACUGCCCUCAGGUGGCCGGAGGCCCUGAGUGGCCUCCACCCUCAUUGCCCAGGGCUGCCCUGCUCCACCCACACCCUCUGUGCCCCAGAGCCGGCCCUGGCACCUGCCCUGAUGUAGAACUGGUCUUCAUCUCAAGGUGGGGACAGCAGUGACUACUCCCCACGGCCUGGCCCGCCAUUCCCCACUCGCCUCACGAGUCCCGGGACCCCUUCCCAUGCACUUGUCUUUAGCUCUCCCGGCCUCCAUACUCCGUGUCCGGUGCCUCGCAGACUUGCCUCCCUGAAGUUUGGAAAGGCGGGAUGUGGUGGUAGGGAAGGGUCAGGGCUGGAGCCUGCGUAGCUCCUCUCACCACAGGUCUCACAAGGGAAGAGCAGAUUCCGGGAUCCUGGACCCCUGGCACCUGGGCCUUGCCUCUCUUAAGAGCCGGUUCAUGCAGCAGAAGGGGCAAGGGCUAGGGACAGAAGGCCAGGGCCUGUGGAUGCCAAGCUUUGCAACCUGGCUGGCUUGAAGUAGGUGCUGGGGUGUUUGCAGUUGCUACAAGCACUGGACAAGCCCGUCAUGGCACUGUGUCUCUCACACACAGGGAAACUGACUUAGGAAGCCACAUCACUGGCUGGAGAGGGACAGGGCUGUCUGGUGAGGGGUAAUGAAUCCACACACAGUGGGACCAGCCCAGCACCUGGUGGCUUGUGCCAGGGAAGGGGCUGUUGCAGCUGGGCAGAUGCUGGAUCCCCCAGUCCUCCAGUGUGUGCAUGGUGAAGUUGUCAUCCACUCGUGGAGGCUGUGUCUGCAGAGCCCGAGUGCUCCUCAGCAUUCCUGGUUACUUGGCUUUAAGACAACCUCGGCUCAGCUUGGAGUGUGGGGCCUGCCCUGCUGCCACCCAGGCUUCAGCCCAGUGCCUGGGCUGCCUUCCCCACCUGAAUCUAGGCCCUUUGUUGCACAGACCAGAGCAUGGCUCUGUGGAGGCCCAAAAUGCACCAGGGGUGCCACCCAGGCAGAACUUUGCAGCUCGCAUUGCUUCUGCAGCUCAGCACCCCAGCCAUGUUGCCUCUGAAACCUAAACCCUGUCCUUUCUCCCACAGCACCUCCGGGAAAGCUUUCUGCAGGCCUCCAUCCCAUCCCAUGCUCCCCUGGGGCUCAGGGUCCUGAGUUGUUACUGCUUGUCUCAUAGCUCCAGGUGCACUGGUGGGGGCUCCAACCACAGCCUGCCGAUAGCCAUCUGUACGCUCUGCUACCACAGGCCUGGAACUGGGCCCUCCGUGGAGACUGCUGUGGCCCCCAGACAUGGGGAGGGAACGGGGCUGGCAGGCAUGAGCCCAAGGGCAUGCAUGUCUCAGCUUCUGCAGCUCCUGAGUGUGGUCCAGCACUGAGGAGCUACAGGUGGCCACGCUCAGAGGCUCUCGAUUUGUCCAGCCUAAAGAGGGCCUGAGCAAGAGUGGGUGGGGAGACCCAACCCUAGGGGAGGAGGCCUGGAUGGACUUGGAAUCCUCGCCCAGGGGGCUGGCAGGGCCCUGCAAGAGCAGAGGUGUGGCAGCGGCUCGGUGCUGGUGGGAACACACGGCAGGUGCACAGUGGGAGGAGGCACUGAGCCUUGGCGCAUCCAUGGCCCAGCUUCCCUGUCUGACUGCCCCAGGUCCUCUCCACCUCCAGCCCCACAGACACCCCUGGGGGGGGGUGUUACUUUGUGGCCUUUGAUAUGGAACAUGAAGGCCCAGAUCUGUGUAAGGAGCUCCCUGCCCAGGAGACAGCAGAGCCCAGCAGGCAGGUGGGGGCUCUCAGGGUCCUGACAGCACCCCCCAGUCUCCAUUCUGCCUAGACUGGGCACGGAGUCACAGGGCGGGUUCCAAGCCCACCAUUCCCCAUGGCCUCUGGCCCUGCCUGGCUCCUCCCUGAGGGUGCAUAGGGUGGGGCCAAGCCAAGUGGUGACAAGCACACCAAGGGCUUGGGUUUCACUCUCAGUCUGGGUAGGGACUGACUGCCCCACCUCCUCCAUAGAGGUCUCCUUGCACCCUGGAGGCUGGUGGGUCAGAUGAGGGCAGGAGGCCAGAUGUGCCCAAGGUCACCUCCCAGGUGGAUCAUUUCAGGUAUCCUUAUGGGGCUACGUGUGGCAGGAGACCUCCUGGGACUUCAGCCCUUUUCUCUUGGGAAGUGACCAGGAAGCCCUGGGGCGCACAGGCUGACCAAGCUAGAAGACCUAGUUUCUCCCCAAGUCCCUCCCCAGUCCCGACGCAAAAGGUCACCCUGCCAGCAUCGGGCCCAGCCAGGUUCACAGGGCCCCAGAGAUUAGAUCUCAAAAGGCCAGUAUCUGGGCACUGGAGAUGCCACCUCUACCUAGGAAGUAGGAACAGCCAUUAGAAGACAGAGGUGUAGUGAGGGGUUCUUUGGGGUUAGUAGGAGUUCUCCAGCUAGGUCCUUCAGCUCACUGACUUGCAGGGGGCGGGGCACAGAACUCCAGUUGGUGUCACCUGGGUGGUGGGUAGUGAGCUCACAACCCUGGCUUUUCUGCCUGGCUCCCAUCUAGAGUUGGGCCUGGAGAGGACUGUGACCAGGCAGAGACCCAGGCCAGAGAGGAGAGGGAGUCAGGGAGGCACGGCUCCCCCGAAGAGGAAGCUGCCCUGGCAAGGUUCGGCCCUGGCCACAAGAAGAGGGCAGUCAGUGGGAUGCGCUGCAGAGUCCAGGCCCACUGGUCACCACUGCUCUGUGCCUCCAUGCAGGCUGGAGCUGGGUCCCUUCAGCCCCUUGGCCCUUGGCCCCUCUGCAGCCCAGGAGGGGUGCUGGAAACCCAGGGCAUGGAGUCUCACCUUGAGUGCAAAGCCUGUGUCUUCAGGAGCUUCAGGGACACUGGUCAGAGCUGGGCUACCAAAGACAGGCCACAGCGCUCCAGCCUGCUCACCGCUUCCUGCCUUUGCCUCGGGCACCCCACCUCCCAAGCCUGUUUCUACACCUGUACAAUGGGCAUCAAAAUAAUACUGGAGGGCCAGGGAUUUAGCUCAGUGGUUCCACCACCUGCCUUGCAAGCACAAGGUCCCAAGUUUGAUCCCCGGUACCAAAAAAAAUAAUAAUAAUACUGGAGCCUCAUGUGCUCUCGGGUUAUUGACCAGAGAGGUACUGUGAUCUGGCCAAGGACACACAGCAAUCAGAGCAGGCUAGGGUGACCCCUCCUUGGCACUGCCCGCUCUGUUUGAGGAAGCAGGGUGGGCCGGCCCCAUUACAAGGGUCCCUAUAAGAUGGUGUGAGGAGGAUUAAUAAUGUAUUUAUAACACAUCGUUGUGGUAGCUGAAAAUGAUCUAUAAAUGUGCGGUAAAUGUUUUAUAAUGUUUUUGUAACCCGUUAUAAAUGAUAAAUGGUAGACUAUAGAUGCCGGAUCAAAUAUUUAUAACGCAUUGUGCACGACGCCGGGCUGCUACAGUUCAG